AUGAUUAAUAUUCAUUCAUUUAUUUCAUAUUUUUUGGGACACAUACUUAGUUACAAUGAUCCAAUUAUCGAUAAUGGUAAGAAGAGGAUUUCGAUUGAAUUGGAAGAUGAAAGGGCCGAUAGGUUAAAGGUCACAUUAUGGGAUGAGCACGCAGACAGGGUUUAUAACAUGAUGACUAAAAAUCCUGAUUACCCUGUUGUCCUGAUUGUUCAGUACGUGAAAUGCAAAAAAUACUACUGUAAGUAUAUUGGGUUUUAA
This is a messenger RNA of Oldenlandia corymbosa var. corymbosa, 258 nucleotides long. The record is from the annotation of a GenBank genome assembly. Lineage: Eukaryota; Viridiplantae; Streptophyta; Magnoliopsida; Gentianales; Rubiaceae.